This is a messenger RNA of Caenorhabditis remanei, 546 nucleotides long. RefSeq lists its product as uncharacterized. Gene Ontology annotation, molecular function: small ribosomal subunit rRNA binding; structural constituent of ribosome. Gene Ontology annotation, cellular component: mitochondrial small ribosomal subunit; ribosome. The coding region runs from base 1 to 546 and encodes 181 amino acids. Lineage: Eukaryota; Metazoa; Nematoda; Chromadorea; Rhabditida; Rhabditidae. The transcript has 5 exons. Gene Ontology annotation, biological process: mitochondrial translation. The record is from RefSeq and is a predicted model, not a curated record.
AUGCUUCGUCUCUACACUAGUAAUUGUGCCAGCAAGAUCAAAACCGCUAUCGAGACGGCAGCCCGUGUCCAAUCGACGGCGGCGGGAGCCACUGGCCACAAAUUCCAAACAAAAGAAGAGAAAAAAGAUGGCACGACUUACGUUUCUAUGGAAAAAGUCUCAGACUCCCGUGGUGCACGAAAAGAUGACGAAUUGUGCUCUUUAUGCACAUGUAAUGUACCCGUUAAACUCAGCUAUAAAGACGUCCUGAUUUUGGAGCAGUUCAUGCGGAAUGAUGGAACAGUCUUGCCACGUCAACUAACUGGUCUUUGCAAAAAGCAACAAUUGAGAGUGGAGAGAUGUGUUAUGCAAGCGUUUUGGUCGGGUCUUUUCGGUGAGAAAUAUGGAAAUGAAGCAGAUCGAGCUGGUUAUAAACGAUUCAACCGGUACUGGAAAGAUGAUAUGUCGAUGUACAAGUUGGAAACGAAAGAGAGACAUGGCACGUGGUUUUAUAUCAAACGAUACCCGACGAAAAACCAGCCGCUUUUCAAAAAUCCACUGAAUUAG